Hydra vulgaris (swiftwater hydra) is the source of this 3200-nucleotide messenger RNA. RefSeq lists its product as uncharacterized. Gene Ontology annotation, cellular component: plasma membrane. The record is from RefSeq and is a predicted model, not a curated record. Gene Ontology annotation, biological process: Ras protein signal transduction; positive regulation of GTPase activity. NCBI's taxonomy places the organism in Eukaryota, Metazoa, Cnidaria, Hydrozoa, Anthoathecata, Hydridae. Gene Ontology annotation, molecular function: guanyl-nucleotide exchange factor activity.
UGUUUAAUUUUUUUCUGUAGAAAAAUACUUACAAAAUAAUGGGAAGAAAAUAAUACAAUUAUAUUUUAAAUGGCUGAAAAGUAUGGCAUAGUGCAAACAAAUAAAAAACAUUCUUAUAUGGAACCAAUUGCACCAUGUGAAGAAUCUGACAGUGAUGAAGAUGAAAAUGAACGAAGAAAACAUAUAAGUCUUAAAGGAGGGCAUGGAUUUUUUUGGUUUUCAAAUAAGUUUAGUAACCAAUGGGAUUUAACUAAAGAUAGCUAUGAUUUGUAUACUAAUUUUAGUGCUGAAAAUCAGUUAGCUGAAAAAGGAAAACAAAAGUUUGUACGAAAUAAUAACCAUAGACAUACUUUAAGGCAUGUAAGAUGUUCAUCAAAUCCUCCUAUCGGAUUAGAUAAUAUACAUAUACGUAACGAAUUUGAAUAUGGUUUUAAUACUCAAAGACCAAAUGGUAGUAAAGCUAAUAUGAUGGUCAAAACUAGACCUAUUUCACUUUAUUUAUCAUCAUCUGUAAAACCAAAUAACUUUAUUUAUUCAAAUGAGCAAAAGCAAUCACAAAACUUUUUAAAAGAGAAUCUUUUAGAAAAACCUAUUUCUUUUGCUAAAAACGAUAUUGAGGCGCUUCUAGAACAGGAAGUGUUUAUGCUUAGAGCCCAACCUUCAAGCUUAAAUAUUCAUGGAUCUAAAGGAAAUGCUAAUGAGGAAGAGUUAGCAGAAGAUUUACGUAUUGCAAGGAGAAAAAGAUUUUUAAAGCGUCAAUUGUCGUUUGAUUCACAUCCUCGUCAUCGAUUAAGCAAAACACUAUCACUUGAAAGUGUCUUGGAAAGCAAUAGAAGUUUUAAGAGUUUUCCUUAUCGUAUAAAAGCUUCCCAAUCUAAUCUCAGUGAAGAUUUUUUAUUAGAUGUGGCUACUAACUUUGUUUGGGACAAAAAACAGUCAUCAAAAACUUUAGUGUCAGAAAAUUAUAUAAGAGAUGAUCUUGAUGCUCUUCCUAGUUUUACUACAGACUCCUCUAGAGUUACUUUAUCACAAUCUAAUAAUUCAAAUUCAUUAGGCCCUGUAGAAAAGCAAUCAUCUUCAAAUGUUCACACUGUUAGUGAUUCUGAAGAGAAAUUUAAAAAUGAGAAAAAGCGUAAGCCUGGUAUUCCAAAUUUAUUAAGUGCAUUUCGGUUACCAAACAAAAACACUUUUAAAAAAUUUAUUCGUUGGAAACAACAUAACUCUAGUUUGUCUAUAAAUGUACCUCAUGACAUUCAAAGGCCUGAACACUGUGAGAGUUUACCAAAAAUAAUAUCACUUCAAAAGACAGAAGUAGUUAAUAGUUGUCAUAAGGUAUCUUCAGAUAGUUGUAAUGAUAUAGUUAUGAAUGAUAAAUCAAGUUCAGUUUACUCACUUGCCAGGGUUGAUGAAGAUAAAGAGAGCUUUGAAUUUGGGUUGGAGCGUAAAUCUUGCAGCAGUUGUAGCAUCUCUAAGAACAAUUAUGCUGUAAAAAGAUAUGAAAAUAUUUUAGAGAGACGCAUGAGUGAUACAGCACUUUCUUGUGCAGAAAGACAAGGUAAUUCCCCUAGAAGAAAAUUUGUUAAAAGGAUACUUUCACCAGUUGUAUGUGGUCUUCAGUUUCCUGAUAGGUAUGAGGCUUUGGACUAUUCUAACUCCAGUCUUACUAGUUGUGAUUCUUUAUCUAUUGCGUCCGAAGGAGAUGUAAACAAUUUGUUGUUUGAGUUUGGAUCCCAAGAACUGGCCGAUGAGAUAACUCUAAUUGAUAAAGAACUUUUGAUUAGAAUUCCUUGGCAAGAACUUGCUAACUGUAGUUGGAUGACACAAGAAAAGUUUUUUUUGGCUCCUAAUACAAUGAAGAUGGUGCAGUUUUUUAAUCGUAUUGCAAUGAUGGUAGCUACAAGUAUUUUGUCUGAAGAAACUGCAUAUAGAAGAGCCAAAGUUAUACGCAAAGCUAUUAAGCUAUCUUGUCGCUGUCGUUACAUGAAAAACUACAACUCUUUAAAAGCAGUUUUAAGUGGAAUGCAGUGUACUCCUAUAUUUAGGCUGAAAGCAACGUGGAAGCAAGUUCCAUCCAAGUACAGAAGAAUGUUUCGUGAAUUAUCAGAGCUUAUGUCAGAAAAUAAUAAUUUCAGUUUGUAUCAACAAGAACUUUCCACUUCUCUUCAGAAUCCUCCAAUUAUUCCUUUUCUUGGAAACUUUCUUACUACUGUUGCUCAUACUCAUACAUACAUGGCUGUUCUGACAAAAUACAAAAACCAAACUUCAAGUGUUACUCAAAAUGCUUCACAUGGUAGUUCAACUAGUGAAUCACCUGAAUUACGUUUUUCUAAUGAAGCGCCUGAUUUAAGACAAAAGAAUUCAUCAAAUAAAAAUCAUUCUCGAAGCGAUUCAGAUGAUAGUGGAGUAGUAUUAUGCCGUCUAAGUCAUACAUUAGAUGGAUUUGAUAUUAGCCCAAGGGAAAGUUGCUUAAGUUCUCCUGAUGACGAUGAAAAUCGCUUGAUGGAAGAUAUUUUUACAAAGCCUAAUUCUGUUAAACAUUUAACCCCAACACAAAAGCGGAAAAGUGCAUCACAUGAUCUUAUUUUUAAUUCUACCGACAUAAAACUAUUCCAUAAAAGUUAUAGUGUAGAUAAUAGUUCUAGUAAUAAGAAAUUUUAUGCAAAUUUGAAUAAUAUAAUAAACAAAAGACCUAUAGAACCACCUAUUCGAGAUCCGUUUUAUGAUUGCGAACUGUUGUUUUGGAAAUUUCAGAUUUCAGCAGUGCAGUACAAACUUGUUGUUCGACCAUAUAUUCAAAGAUUUUUAGUCAAUUGUCCCUUUAAUACUGAAGAAGAAAAUUAUAAACUCUCUUUGCUAAGAGAGCCUCCGUGUACAAAGUUUUAAAUCUGUUUAUUUAAACAUCGCUAGAAUAGAAAUUAUCUGGCUUAUGUAAAAAGUCUUUCUGCGAAUAUAUAAUUUUCAGUAUCAUUAAUUUUAUUUGAUACUGAAAAAUGCUUAUCGAAACCGUACAUUUUUAGUUUAACUUUAAUCCAGAAAAAAAAAGAAAAUUUUUCUGUUUUAUUUUUAUUUGAUUUUAAUCUUCAAGUUUUUACUCAGCUUUAUCUUUUGUGUAGGAAAAAAAAUCUUUUUUUUUUAUUAUUUAAACUUAGGUUAUAUAAUAUUUAAUACUGUUUUAAUAAUUAUGUAUAUAGUGAAAAAUA